Molecule: messenger RNA, 1077 nt
Organism: Coprinopsis cinerea okayama7#130
Lineage: Eukaryota; Fungi; Basidiomycota; Agaricomycetes; Agaricales; Psathyrellaceae
Exons: 3
Coding region: 1-1077 (358 amino acids)
Source: RefSeq, a predicted model, not a curated record
AUGCAGUUCGGAUAUAGUCUUUUCUGGGACUCCCCGCAGAUUCUCUACUCUGGUAGUUGGUUCAGGUCGUCGGAAGUGCAGGCAAUGGAAACGGUAGAGGAAGGGGCUUAUGCAGAGGUUGUCUUCUCUGCGAGAAACUUUACUGUUUUCGGUGCCAUUCCGCCUGCAUCCCAAGGCCCUUCACCGACAAUUUUCGUCUCAUUCCUCUCUCCGGAUGGAACCUCUUUCGCCUCAUUCCAGCAGAACCACUUCGGAAGUGAAAAUGAUUGGAGCACCAACCAAAUCCUGUUCACCAUAGACGAUGUUCAACGACCAGAUGUGUUUGCCGCUCCCAGAACCACAGCGAGGCUCACACACAUGGUGGGAGGGAGCCAUACAGCCUUGCAACAGCUAGUCUUCGCCGGAAACGACGCUCCAAUCAUCUUUCCUCCAGGCAGCGGCCCCGCAGUUUCGGCUUCGUCCAAUUUCCCCACUACAGUCAGCACGAUCUCCAUUGUUGAGUCGAGUCCACCGCCGGAACCUUCGAAUUCAUUCCCCGGAUCCGACUCUUCAGACAGUAACCAUGUUUAUCGCACCUCCCUAUCGCCUGGAGUCAUUGCUGGGAUAGUAUGCGGGUCACUGGCCUUCAUAGCCCUUCUCUCGACGCUCUUGGCAUGGAGGUUUCUUCGUCGAAAGCCAUACACCCAGCUGCGAUGGGAAGGCAAUUCACGGAAUAUGCUUGACCCAUUCGCGAAAUCUCCCCCGAUGCACAUGACUUUGAAUGAUUCAUCGGCUGAGACCGUUGCUCGGUUUCCAAUGACCGCGACGGUGCAGUCGAAGGGGAGCCACGAUGCUUCCUCUGGUGAAAACCCUUUCCUCGUUCGCAACGUCGGCGUAGCAGGAACCUCCCUCAGCCGCUCCACAAGCGUCAGCAGUCAGCCUUCCAUAUAUUCUCAAAGUUCAGCUUCCUCUAUCCUGUUACCGCCUGUCGCUCUUCCCGGAGAACAUGGUUACCUUUCUCCGGCGUAUGAUGACCCACCAGAGAUUACCAAGCCCCUUCACAGCAACAUCUCUCGUCCGGAGGGUAUCAGAUUCUGA